AAAUAGUAGCACUAGCCCGCCGGUUGUUUAUUUUCCAAUUUCUUUGAAUUUAAGGAGGUAACUCAACGAUUUUCUUCUAUUAUAGUCUCAUUUAUAAUAUAUACUUCUACCAUAAAUAGUAUAAAUUUCCUCUCGGUUGUAAAUGUGCAGUAGUCAUUCCGUUAAACACAAAACAUAACCUACUAAGCUUAGCCAUGGCGGAUGAAGAUUUUAGCAAAUUACUACAACAAGCCGAACAAUUAACUACUGAAAUUGAAGGCAAUGAAGAAUUGCCCAGAGUGGAGCGUUCGCUUGGUCAGGUCCUCGAAGCUUCUCAAGAACUUUAUUCAAGAUUUAUACAGUCUGGCGCCAACGACAUUCAAGCGCAUCUUUUAUUUGGCUCCAAAGGAAUAGAUUUACAACAAAUAUCGCAAAAACUAGAAACCUUAAGUUCUAAACGCACCUUUGAACCUUUACAACCAAUUGCAGACUCUGAUAUUGAAAGUUUUCUCAGAAAUGAGAGGGAAAAUGCUAUACUGUCACUAAUUGAUGAAGUUAAUAAAAAUUCUCUUCAAACUGCUGAAGAUCAGAAAUGGGAGCAUAUGAUGUCAGAGUGGAACAGAGAAAAAAUUAAACUUAUGAAUGCCAUGAUAGGGCCAUCCCAGAACUGGUUGGACUUGAAACGAAUUCCUGAACCACCAAGCAUUGCUAACACUCCAAAGAAGUUUGGCCAUUCUAUGCUGGACAGUAUUGAAGUUGCAUAUGCACGACAAGUGCAUCAAUACAAUAAACUUGUGUUCCAAGGGUCCAAAUCUAGGACAGCACUGCAUCAGAAGUUUGCACAAGUGGCAGAAGAAUUUAAUGAUCCAAAAGUAAAGGAAAUGUGGGAAGUUAUAAAGACUAUGGCUAACAUACCUGCUUUGGUCAGAGAUGAAGAUCCUCUUAAAGCUAGGGGUAAUCCUACAAUACAACAAUGUCUUAUUGCACAAGGAAAAAAAUAUUUGGAGAAAAGAUACAAGCAGUACAUGAGCGAUGUAGUCCGCGCCAAUCCUGCAGCAGCGAUGCGCGGCGGCGAGCCCGGCACUUAUCCUUUGGUGCGCGGCUUCGUAGGACUCCGGUUGCAAGGGCCGGGCGUCCAAGGGCUCACAGAUGGCGUCAUCGACGAACGUCCACUCUGGCCAAUGGUCUAUUAUUGUUUACGCAGCGGAGACGCUAAUGCGGCGAUGCACUGCUUGAGGAAAGCUGGACGAGACCAUGAGGAGUUUGUUGCGGCAUUGGAGGAACACAUCAGAAAUCCUGAGAAUCCCCUUAGUGAUAAAUUACAAACUGCAAUAAACUUUCAAUAUAGAAUUCAAGUGCGCAAUUCUACAGACCCAUACAAGAGAGCAGUGUACUGCGUUAUAGGGCAUUGUGACGUAAGCGACGAACAUACGGAGGUGGCGAGAACCGCCGAUGACUAUUUAUGGCUUAAGCUAUCGCUCAUCAAGUCGCGAACCAACAACGAAGGAGAGUUCUUCUCGUAUUCGGACCUGCAAAAACUUAUUUUGGAGGAGUAUGGUGAGACCCACUACCAUGCAUACGAAAAGCCUCUGGUGUACUUUCAAGUGCUGACCUUGACUGGGCAAUUCGAACCAGCCAUCGAAUUCCUCUCCAGAAUACCAAGAUACCAAGUACAUGGUGUUCACAUGGCAUUGGCAUUACAUGACGUCUAUAUGUUAGGAACACCACGCAAUGUACAAGCACCUUUAUUAUCGGUGGAUACCGAUGACCCCACUCCGCUUCGUCGGCUCAACUUGGCACGUCUACUUCUUCUCUAUGUCAGGAAAUUUGAACUAACAGAUCCUUCAGAUGCUCUGCAUUAUUACUUCUUCUUGAGGAGCCUGAAAGACCCGAGCGGCAAGAACCUGUUCAUGUGUUGUUGCACGGACUUGGCUUUGGAAAGCCGCGACUACGAGCUAUUGUUCGGCCGCGUGGACGCCCUCACUGGUCUACAUAGCCCUGGUUUGCUCGACCAGUUCAACAACCCGCAUAUAGACAGCAAGGUUAUAGCAUUGUAUGUUGCUGAACAAUUAGUGAACAAGGGUUUGUUUGAGGACGCCAUUACGAUGUAUGACAUUGCUGGGAAUCUUGAGAAAGUGCUGGAGUUGUUCUGCGUGCUUCUCACUCAAGUGGUCAGCAGCGGUGGGGGCGGUAGUGGGGGCACUGGAUCGGGACUUCGUCAACGAUUGUCUCUACUGGCGGAACACGUGUCUCAGAGACUGCGGGCCGAUACUAGUUCCUUACCCGCCGCGUUAAUGGAGGCCUACACCAAGCUGUGCAAGCUGAUGACCUUCUUCGACAGAUACCACGCGGAGAAUUACGACGGCGCCUUGGAGGCAUUGCGCGAGUGCGAAUUGGUGCCGCUGAGCGCGAGCGAGCUAGAAGCACGCGUGGCGGGCGCGCGGCAGAUGCGCGGCGAGUUGUUGCGCAGCAUUCCGCCCGUGCUGCGCGCGCUGUGUGCCAUCCUGCUCGCACAGCGCGCGCGCCUGCACCAACACAACAACAAGCAAGUCGAAUGGCUUCGAGAGCAAGCAGAAGUCCUCAACACUUUUGCUGGCAACAUCGCAUACAGAAUGCCUGGUGAUACCUACAGCCAAUUGGCGCAGAUGCAAAUACUAAUGCAUUAACUAAUUAAGGAA
Molecule: messenger RNA, 2657 nt
Organism: Chilo suppressalis (striped riceborer)
Lineage: Eukaryota; Metazoa; Arthropoda; Insecta; Lepidoptera; Crambidae
Source: the annotation of a GenBank genome assembly